UUAUUUUAUUUGGUGUACUUUUCGUCACGAAUUAAGGAAAUAAGAAUGUUGUGCACGACAUAUUAAAGUAUCAUAUUUGUGCGAGUCUGGGAUGGGCAAGAAAAAAAACAAAAAUGAAAACGAUAUUAUCCUUAUAGCUUGCAGGUUAUUAAAAUGAAUAGCUGGGGAAACAGCGCCCCCUGUCAACCUGCAGAAAGAAAAGUUUACAGCUCCUGGUAUUCCAAAUAAGCAGAGACAUAACCUUAAAAGCGAGUAACAAUUUAUUGUAGAGACAAAUGAUCAAUGAUAUGAAAAUUAAAAACAAAUAAAUGUUGCAGAUUAUACAAUAAUUCACGUGUAUGGGCCACUGGGAGGUCACCCGAACAGCCUGGAUUCAAGGAGAUAAAGCGGUAAUAGUUUAGUCAAAUGUCACAAGAACUAAGUUUAUAAUGGUUGGCAAGGCGAACAGGGGUUAUCAGUGCAAUUUAGAGCUAUAAAAACAACUCCAAAUCGAAAAAAAUAGAAUAUAUACAAACAAAACGUGAUACAAAAUAAAACAAUACUAUAAUCUAAACUAAACAAUUAAAAAUAAUCAACCGUUAAUAAAAAAAUAAAACCUAACCACAGUCGCCGUGUGGGAAAUAGUAAAGAAUACCCACUCCUCGCAUAUACCAAUACAACUAAAAAAGAAAAGGAAAAAAAAAACAUGAAUAAAAGAAACAGCAGCUGAGAAUUGCUCUAUCUGGAGAUGCAGCAAUAAUGGUAACAUCCUGCGCCCUUUCCACACAGGUAAGACUCGCUUUGCAGUCGACAAUAAAUAAUCAUCCCCAACACCAAAAUCCGAAAUCUAAGGUCGGCAGCCUAUACUGCAGCGAUUACACAUCUAAAGUAGUUAACGUUGGGAGUGAAUAUGUGUUUUUGUUACUUAAAGAAAGUGACCAGAGGUGCUAACUUCCUCUGUUGUCCUGACAGAAACAUUUCGCGGUACCUUUAUUGCAGGCACUGUCUGGCAGCUCCCAGGUCGACUUCCGUUUGUCGCAUUUUUUAUUAAAUUAAACAAUGUAUUGCAGUCGAUUAUCGUGUGUAUGUAUGAUGUGUAUACACUUACGAUCUUGGUUUUUUUAUGUGUUAAGACAGUGAUACAAGUUCUUAGGUCGUUUUUAACGUCUUACGUUUUCAGAGCGCGCACAUCUUCCCAGGCCCAGUUUCCUGGUGCCUGUUUAUGAUGUCACAGACGCAUUUUCGGUAAACUCACUUCAAUACAUUGUCCUACACCGUUGUCAUACGUCUCAUGUUUUAUAUAACGGGUUUGUAAAAAAAAAAAAAAUAAUAAAAUAAAAAAAAAACUACAAUUCCCACAACAAGGAACUCGCGGCUCGCCUCGUCAUAGGCGGUUUUCAAAACUCGUCAUUAGAUUCUUAGCGGCACUUGUAACUGGCCACUGAGAGAAGCGGAUGUGCUGGUGUAGCAUUUCCUAAGAGACGGUAGAGACACAAAAGAGAAAGGAAACUGGAAAGGCGCCUUUUCCAUGGCGAUUUACAGAGACUAGAGCGUGUGGAUUAUGCAUCAAUUGCAGAGUCACUUGUAACAACGUCUCACCGGAAAGACUGAGCACAAGGAGGGUUUUAAACUGGACUUGCUGUAUGCUGUCUAAAGAAAUGUGCAACAGGACAUAUAGAUGAUUGUUACCAGACUUCUCAGCUUGUUUUUUUGCACAACAUUAAAUGGUACUUCUGCCAUAUCAGUUUUCAGUAAUACCUGAUUCAGAAAUAAUGAGCACUGGAGAGGAGAGUAAUCACAGGAACCUCUACUGACAGACACCCUAUUAAUUGGAAUUUAUUUCUAUUGCUGUGAUUGAGUGCAUCUUGUGAGGUCCAGUCACAAGACGCUUCCAGACUCCAAGAAAGCGACGCAGAAGUCUAUCUUCAAGUACACAACCGAAUAAAAGAAGCAGAGGGACAAAUACGCAUUCAGCGCCGGAAAUGGAAUUGGAAACGGGGUUGAUUGAAGUGGCCGAGAACACCAGAUUGCCAAGUGAGGAGGUGGUAGAUCUAACUUGCGAAGGCUCGGAGCCUGUAGUGGUUGAUUUGACAAGCAACGACUCGGUGGAGAUUGUGGAUGAAGGUCCUGGUCGCAGGAGAUCGGGAGGCGGUGAGAGUUACGUGCUCAGCAGUGAUGAAGAGGGCCUCACAGAGAGGGAGGUUUAUGUUUCUGCUCUUGUAGCCAAAUCGGCCUUUGUCCCUUCUGUGGUGAACAGCAACUGUUCCAGGUCUACGUCUGGAACAGUUAGCUGUCCAAUAUGCAUGGACAGCUAUGCAGAGAUUCUUCAGAGUGGACGGCUCAUUGUAUCAACAAAAUGUGGGCACCUGUUCUGCAGCCAGUGUCUUCGGAACGCGCUCAAACAUGCUCAUUCUUGCCCGACUUGCAGAAAAAAACUCACCCACAAACAGUACCACCCCAUUUACAUUUAGCAGUGUGUACCCUGGAAGUUUUCAAGUACAGUAGCAGGAAAAGACUGCAUAGACCCUUGGGACAUUCUAUGAGUUAAUUUAGCAGCACUUGAUACAGUUUUACUCUCCUGUAUCUAUAAACUUGGAUUAACACACUUUCAUUUUCAUUUAUCCAAGCUUUAUUUCUCUGUUAUAAGUGCAAAGAUUUUGAUGCUGGAAACUGGAUAACUUGGAAUAUUCCAUCUGUGAACGGCAGAUUUGGUCUGUUUGUCAUUCUAUUCCCUCCCACAGAAUGGUUGUGUUUGUGGAGUGAGUAGGAGUGGAGCCAGGACAAGGGACUGGAGUUGAGUGGUAAAACUGCGAAGAGCACUCUGUAUUUUUCAGGCAUUCACUUACAUCGGUGCAAGCUUAAAAUUGCACAUUUUCUUGUAUUGUUCAUCUGUCAUCCUCUCUCCAGUUUAAAUCAUUGCUUUAUAAAGGCACUGUCACGAAGAACCAUUGCUCAUGGUUUCUUAAUUGUGCAAUUCAUUAGUAAUUGAAUGAGAGAAAUGCACCACAAGGAGCCCAACUCCUCCUCUUUUCAGGUUUGUGUUAAAGGUUUUUUAGUCAUUACUUACCAUUUUAUUCUGGAGAUUUUAUUGGGAGGUUUGUAACUGAAAGCAAGCCAACUGUACUGUGUCUUUUACUGCUUCAGGCUCUUCUUUGUGAACCAGUGCCAUCUUGCAAUAUGUUUUUAGUAGGUAACAUCAAGUUUCUAUGCCCUUACUUUCUGUAAAAUACACAUGUAUUUUGUAUAUAGUGUAUAUUAAGUUAAUAUUAAAUGCAUUAUUUAUAGUUUUGA
Molecule: messenger RNA, 3270 nt
Organism: Polyodon spathula (Mississippi paddlefish)
Lineage: Eukaryota; Metazoa; Chordata; Actinopteri; Acipenseriformes; Polyodontidae
Product: E3 ubiquitin-protein ligase RNF4-like
Exons: 10
Coding region: 1962-2450 (162 amino acids)
Biological process (GO): positive regulation of transcription by RNA polymerase II
Molecular function (GO): zinc ion binding; transcription factor binding
Source: RefSeq, a predicted model, not a curated record